AUGGGUGAUGAAAAUGGUAAACGGAAUGAUUUCAUUAAGUUGCAUCGAAAAUACUAUCUUGUUGAUGUUGGAUUCAUGUUAAAAAGCAGUCUUAUUACACCAUAUCGAGGAGAACGUUAUCAUUUGAAAGAAUACAGCCGUAAUCCACCACGAAAUGCUCGGGAGUUAUUUAAUCUUCGACAUUCUUCUUUGCGCAAUGCAAUUGAAAGAGCUUUUGGAGUCGUUAAGAAAAGAUUUGCUAUUAUAAGAAAUCCAGAUGAGGGUUUGCUUGCCGAGGUUGAUGCUGAACUUAAUAAUAAUAGUGAACAUCAAGAGAAAAAUCAUAGUAAUAGAGAUGACAGUGACGAUGCAAGAAGGGGAGAAUUUCUUAGAGAUUCCAUAGCUGCGACUAUGUGGAUGCGAAAAAAGGACUUGCAAAAUGCUAGUGCAAGCAAGGCGAAUAAUCAAUGUAUCUGGACUAAAGUAAUGGAUGAUGCUCUUAUUGAUGCAUAUUUGAAUCAGCAUAAUAUAGGAAUAGGGUUGAAUGGUAUGAGUGGUUUUGGAUGGGAUCCCAUUACAGAAUUCUUCAUUGUUGAACCUGAAGUUUGGCAACAACUAAUUGAGAUAAAACCAGCAGCUGCCGAAUGGAAGACCAAGCCUAUUCGAAAUUAUGAGAAGUUAGUUCAAUUAUAUGGAAAAGAUAGGGCUACAGUACAAUAUGCUGAAACUGCAUCAGAAAUGCGAAAAAGAAAAGCUAGCAUAGAAGUAGAGAAUAAUGUUGGUGGACAUAAUUUUGAAACCAUUGAUGAAGUUGAAUUUAUGAUUUCUCAACAGGAAAUCCAUUUGGACAAUGAAGAUGCAGUUAAUAUGGAUGCCCAAAUUCCAACUCAACCAUCUAAAUCUCAAGCUGACUCUUUUGUUGGAUUAUCAUCAAAGAAGAAGAGUGCAAAAAAAGGAAAAGUUGAUGAUGAGAAUAUAAGCAAUGCAAUUGACCAUGUAGCUCAAGCUAUUAUGAGUUCAACACAUGAAAUGGUUAAGUCAAAUGAACUUCCUAUUCCUGAGCAUGAAGUGUGGAGUUUGUUGAAUCAAUUAGGUGUCGAGCAACAUAUCACUUCUACAUGCUAUUUAUUUCUUGUUCAACGCCCAAAGAUGUUGAGAGCUUUACUUGGAUGCCCUUUUGAACAUCGCAAAGACUUGUUACUUCAAAUGUUGGAUGGAGAAAAUCUACGACAUGAUUAA
This is a messenger RNA of Zingiber officinale, 1218 nucleotides long. RefSeq lists its product as uncharacterized. Lineage: Eukaryota; Viridiplantae; Streptophyta; Magnoliopsida; Zingiberales; Zingiberaceae. The transcript is spliced from 6 exons. The record is from RefSeq and is a predicted model, not a curated record. Bases 1 to 1218 code for a protein of 405 amino acids.